Molecule: messenger RNA, 969 nt
Organism: Penicillium arizonense
Lineage: Eukaryota; Fungi; Ascomycota; Eurotiomycetes; Eurotiales; Aspergillaceae
Product: endo-1,4-beta-xylanase
Exons: 8
Coding region: 1-969 (322 amino acids)
Biological process (GO): carbohydrate metabolic process
Molecular function (GO): hydrolase activity, hydrolyzing O-glycosyl compounds
Source: RefSeq, a predicted model, not a curated record
AUGGUUCAUCUCAAGGCCAUUGCCGUGGGUAUCAUUUUAGCGGGUCAUGCAUCUGCUGGAGCUAUUGGGUCCCGCCAAGCCUCUGUUAGUAUCAACGACAAGUUCAAGGCCCAUGGGAAGAAAUACUUCGGCAACAUCGGUGACCAAGGAACCUUGGCCAAAAAUGACAAGAACCCAGCCAUUAUCAAGGCGGACUUUGGUCAAUUGACUCCUGAAAACAGCAUGAAGUGGGAUGCUACUGAGCGGGCGGACUAUUUGGUAUUCCAACCCCAUUCUUCACAUCUGGUGCUUUUGAAUUUAGAUUCUCACACACUUCAGGUUGACUUUGCCUCGUCAAAUGACAAAUUGAUCCGAGGUCACACUCUUGUGUGGCACUCCCAACUGCCCACUUGGGUCUCUUCCAUCACUGACAAAACCACUCUGAUUGAUGUGAUGAAGAACCACAUCACAACUUUGAUGACUCGGUACCGGGGUAAAAUUUACGCUUGGGAUGUUCUCAAUGAAAUUUUCAACGAGGAUGGUACCUUGCGACAAAGCGUUUUCUACAACGUCAUUGGCGAGGACUACGUGCGGAUCGCUUUCGAGACGGCUCGCGCUGCAGACCCAAGUGCCAAACUGUAUAUCAAUGAUUACAACCUCGACACUGCCUCAUAUGCCAAAACGACCGGCAUGGCGAGCCAUGUCAAGGGUUGGAUAGCUGCCGGCAUCCCGAUCGAUGGAAUUGCUCUCGAUGUGUUGGCCAGUGCUGGAACUGAAGAGGUCGCUAUCACUGAGCUUGAUAUUGGUGGUGCCAGUUCUACCGACUAUGUUAAUGCUGUCACUGCCUGUCUGAAUCAACCCAAGUGUGUCGGGGUCACAGUUUGGGGUGUUGCAGAUCCCGACUCUUGGCGUGCCGACUCUACUCCUCUGCUCUUUGAUAACAACUACAACCCAAAAGAUGCAUACAACGCCAUUGCAGCUGCGCUCUAG